UUUUUUUGGUCAAAAGAUGUGAUCUCUUAGUCUAGAAAAUGAUGAAAAGAAAGAUCCUAUGAUCUGGUCUAGAUAAGAGUGCUAGGGGCAAAAUGGGAAUAAAGCAGAAUAUAUAGAACACUCUUGAGCUUCUACUACUAAAGCAGUGUCGGCCAAAGAUCUUCGCACUCUGUUCUUGUCGUCUAUAGAGGAGACUUUGAAGAAAUGGCGAGAGGAGAGAAAAGUGAGAUGGUGAAGAUGUCAGUACUUAUGAUCGUGAUAACGUCAUCAAUGUUGAUGACGACUUCUAGAUCAGUCCAAAGAGCCCGUGACGUUGACAGCGAAGAUUCUGAGAUCGUACGAAGACAUCUACUCGCUAAUGGCCUAGGCGUCACUCCUCCCAUGGGGUGGAACAGCUGGAACCAUUUUAGCUGUAACAUAAAUGAGAAAGUCAUCAAAGAAACUGCUGAUGCUUUGGUUAGCACUGGCCUCUCUAAGCUCGGUUACAACUAUGUUAAUAUCGAUGAUUGCUGGGCUGAACUUGCUCGUGACCAAAAGGGAAACCUAGUGCCAAAGAAAUCAACUUUCCCUUCUGGCAUUAAAGCCCUUGCCGAUUACGUUCACAGCAAGGGCCUUAAGCUUGGGAUCUACUCUGAUGCAGGGUACACUAUUAUAGUUUCAUCGGUUUUGAGGAAUGAAUACACAUUGGACUCAAAUGAUUGUUUGGUUCUUCACAGGUACUUGACAUGCAGCAAAACCAUGCCGGGCUCUCUAGGCCAUGAGGAGCAAGAUGCCAAGACAUUUGCUGAAUGGGGAAUAGAUUACUUGAAGUAUGAUAACUGCAACACCGAUGGCUCUAGACCAACCGUCAGGUAUCCAGUUAUGACCAGAGCUCUGAUGAAAUCUGGCCGUCCCAUCUUUCACUCCUUAUGUGAAUGGGGGGACAUGCAUCCAGCUCUCUGGGGAUCUCCACUAGGCAACAGCUGGAGAACCACUAUUGACAUCAAUGAUAGUUGGCUUAGUAUGCUCGCCAAUGCAGACAUGAACGAAUUCUACGCUGAGCAUGCAAGGCCUGGUGGCUGGAACGAUCCUGAUAUGCUUGAAGUGGGAAAUGGAGGGAUGACUAAAGACGAGUACAUAGUCCAUUUCAGCAUAUGGGCAAUAUCCAAGGCUCCUCUUCUACUUGGUUGUGACAUAAGAAACAUGACUAAAGAAACUAUGGAGAUAGUGGCAAACAAGGAGGUUAUUGCUAUUAAUCAAGAUUCACAUGGUGUUCAGGCCAAGAAAGCUAGAAUGGAAGGUGAUAUCCAGAUUUGGGCAGGACCAUUGUCAGGUUACAGAGUAGCUUUGCUUCUGUUGAACCGUGGACCAACAAGAUUACCGAUUACUGCUUUUUGGGAUGAUAUUGAGAUCCCUCCAAAUAGCAUUGUUGAAGCUAGAGAUCUAUGGGAGCACAAGACAUUGAAGCAAAAGUUUGUAGGGAACUUGACGGCAACAGUUGAUUCACAUGCGUGUAAGUUGUAUGUUCUCAAACCUGUUGCCUGAGAUUAGAGGGUUUACCUUGUAAUAAAUAUCCAAUUGUUCUGUAGAAACAAUUAUCGGUUCCUUCAAUAAAAUUGUUCUACAUUUGAUUCAGUG
Molecule: messenger RNA, 1617 nt
Organism: Brassica oleracea var. oleracea
Lineage: Eukaryota; Viridiplantae; Streptophyta; Magnoliopsida; Brassicales; Brassicaceae
Product: alpha-galactosidase 1-like
Exons: 14
Coding region: 205-1524 (439 amino acids)
Biological process (GO): carbohydrate metabolic process
Molecular function (GO): hydrolase activity, hydrolyzing O-glycosyl compounds
Source: RefSeq, a predicted model, not a curated record